AAACGAAGGGGCCGUGAUUUGUCCGAUUUGUCUACAGAAAGGACAAACAAAACCUUUCUUUAUUAUGAAAUGAAAGAAACUUAUACAAGUUAGGUGCUCAUUUAAUCCCUCAACCACAAUAUCUGAAGCAACCCAACAAGGAAAUUUUGAAAAUUUCAAAAGUAUUGACUAAUGGGUUUUUUGUAUUGGAUGGCUUGGAUAGACAGAGUCAUUUCUUCACAGUCUGUAAGUUAGAGGUUUGAUUUUUCAAAGAAAGACAGAAGAGAAGACUCAGUCUGGUUCUCUUAUAGUUAUAUAAUAGACCAUUUCUCCCAGACAAGGCCUCUCUAUGGACUGUGGGUUACAGAAAGAAACAAUAUUCAAAUUCUUCUUCUAUUUGAUCAUAUUCAUCCGUGUGGCGCUUUGGCAUUGCAUUGACAACAACAAUUUCAAACAGAGAGGAUGUUGGAUUGUUAUCAGAGGCUUUCUUCUGGCCAUUCUUACAAUGAUUUCCUUGAGUUUCUUGAAGCUGAUAUUCGCCAUGCCAAUGCUUUUGCAGCUUCAUUUCCAAGAGUUAAGGAUGGUUCAUCCUUCCAGAUGAAAUUAGUUUGUAACCAUUUGACACCAGUUAUUCUUUACUUGCUUCAAUGGGUGGAUUGCUUCUGUUCCUUUCUACCUUUGAGCUACUUCAACCUAUUCCACAUAGUUCUGUACAAGGUGGACUUUCAUGGAAGGCCAGAUAUCUCAUCAUACGGAAGGAAAGCAACUAUAAGCGAAUUCUACUCUGUUAUAUUACCAUCCCUACGACGGCUUUGUGAUUAUGCAUCACAGAUAGAGAGCAUUGAAGAUCUCCACAAGGGAAUGGCGAUCUCAAAAAGAUUAGAACACAAGAGGGAAUUUUUAGAUUUGGAGAUAGAAAGAGAAGAUGAAUGUGGGAUCUGUUUCGAGUCGCGUACCAAAAUUGUCUUGCCAUAUUGUUGCCAUGCCAUGUGCACAAAUUGCUACCACGAUUGGAAAUCAAAGUCAGAAUCUUGCCCAUUCUGCCGAGGAAGUUUGAAGAGAGUAGCCUCAGGGGAUCUGUGGGUUCUCACAUGUGGUAACGACGUGGUUGACCCCCGUACUAUUAUGAAAGAAGAUAUGUUACGCUUCUACCUUUUUGUAAACAACCUACCUGAAGAUACUCCUGAUGUUCUAUUCUUAAUGGACUAUGAACACUUAUUGUAACAAACCAAACGAUUAGAAUAAUGUACAUUGGAGGACUUUGCUAAUUAUCCACAAAUAUGGAGGGUUGGUUUUUUUCUGAUAUCGACCCUCGUUCUGUUUGUCAUGUGGAAUGUUGCACGAGUUCGUUUGCAGUAAUGCAGUUUGUAUAUGAGGUUCUCUUUUAACAUAAUAUAACAGUACAUAAGCUUUGAGUUC
Cucumis sativus (cucumber) is the source of this 1398-nucleotide messenger RNA. Its product is annotated as E3 ubiquitin-protein ligase AIRP2. Gene Ontology annotation, biological process: protein ubiquitination. The transcript is spliced from 5 exons. The record is from RefSeq and is a predicted model, not a curated record. Gene Ontology annotation, molecular function: ubiquitin protein ligase activity. Bases 442 to 1203 code for a protein of 253 amino acids. NCBI's taxonomy places the organism in Eukaryota, Viridiplantae, Streptophyta, Magnoliopsida, Cucurbitales, Cucurbitaceae.